AUGCCUUCGUUCACCCCUACACAAGGUCGGCCAACAAUCCUUAGCCACAGCCGCCUACCCCUCAGUCAGGAAUACCAUGUCAUGGACAGGUAUGCAGGACACGCUACCCGAUGCAAAGUCUGCGCAAACCCAAUAGAGGCCAUCUCACGGGGUGGAAGCCUCUGUGACCGCGGAAUUCGCCAUGCACACAACUUCAUCCUAUGCAUCCGGAGCCGUGAAGGAAGAGCCUAUGCCGCUGCAGACAUUGAGUUUACACCCAAGGAAAUCGAGAUCCCACCUCAGUUUUCCAUCAUCGACGACCUCCUACGAGCACUUGACCUCGGCCUCCUUGCAAAGCUCCAAAAGCCACAGCCAGUGGUUGUCAAUAUUUCCGAUGAAUCGCGCAACUCUCGGCCGGAGAAUGCACCACCAAGUCCUGUGUCUCCAUCUACUUCACUACCCGAACGUGCCAGCCGUACUAUAGUGGUUAACCCCUCGCGCAAGGCUAAGGAGUCAUCUCACGACGACCUCUCCUUCACUCGCCGCGGCACUCUCUACCCCAGCGAAGACCGAAACCAACUCGUUACCCGUACAUACCACUCCACCUCCACCCCGGGAGUCAGAGUUCCAUCCACCUAUCUACUAUGA
Arthroderma uncinatum is the source of this 627-nucleotide messenger RNA. RefSeq lists its product as uncharacterized. The record is from RefSeq and is a predicted model, not a curated record. The transcript has a single exon. The coding region runs from base 1 to 627 and encodes 208 amino acids. NCBI's taxonomy places the organism in Eukaryota, Fungi, Ascomycota, Eurotiomycetes, Onygenales, Arthrodermataceae.